CCACCUCCUCGCCCUCAGCUAGUCUUGAACAUCAUGUGAUUAAAUCAACAGCCCCAAACGCUGCAACAGCUUCUACUACCGGCUAUUCCGAUGUUGAUUCCGUUAUAAGUGCUACAAAUAGUCCAUUGUGGGCCAUGCGUAAACGACGCCAGGCACCACCAGCUGCACCUGCCGAAAAUACCUCUAUGGUGUUUAAUUUUUCAAAUCGUAAAGAGGUUCCCGAUUAAUAGAAAAUGAUGGUGUUUUUUUAGACGCAAAAGAGAAUUGCCAAAGCCAAAUGAAUCGGGUUUCGUUUUAUUGGGUGAUCUAUCGGUUGAAACCUCUACCGAUAUGGAUUAUGAUGAUUUUUCAAUGUGUCCACCCUCACCAUGUGAUGUUGAAUUUGUUAAUGCAAAUAUUGUGAUUGAUGGUAAAUCAAGUAUUCGACAAAAAUCCAAAGAUACAACGUUCCGCGUACAAUUUAAUGAUACUCUAACAUCCACAUUUGAAUAUCCCUCCGAAGCUUCAUUAAUUGUGGAUGAUUCAUUUAGCGCCUAUAAUGAAAGCUAUACCCAACCCUUGGGUUCUAGCCCUACACAUGAUGUUAAUGAUUUUACACAUGCAUUUCAGAAUUUAUGUUUAGAAAAUAUCAACUCUACCAUACCACCUCUAACACAUCAUCAUCAUGUGGCCGAUGAAAUAAUACAACUGCCAACCUUAAAUGCUAGUUCUUCGCCUGCCACCGCUAAUAAUACCAAUAAUACCACAGCUACCAAAAAUAUAUUGGGCAAUUUACCAUUAGAUUACCCAGAUUUACAGAAGGGUAUACCAUUAACCACGACAGCAUCAGCCAAAGAAACGCCAAUAAAACCAAUAGAAAAGGAGCAGGAAAUCGGGAAGAAAUCCCGCAAAGAUUUAAAACUACCACUGGCAACAGCAGCAGCAGCAACGCCACAAAAACCUCCACUACCCGAGAAACGCUGGCAAAUGAGGAAGAACCCGGCUGCAGCCGGAGAAAUUUUAAAUUUCCCAAAUUUAAAACUAAACGAAAUAGUAAAGGAGGAACAACCGCGCUACCAGCCUAAAGAGGAGGAAAAGGCAACACCCCUUAAAACAAAAGCCAGAGUCUUAAAUAAUCCACAAUAUGCUUGUUUUCUUAGAGAAACGACGGCACCAACUCCUACAGUUAAGAAACCAGUACAACGUUCACGUUCUAAUGAAUUUCAAAAAACCUUCUCUACUUUCAACGUUUCGGCCUCAGUAGCACGUUCAAAUUCUUUAAGAAAUUUGGAAACAGGUUCAAAAACCACUACUACAUCUGAUGCAACUUCUCUCUAUUUUUCACCCGAAGUAAAUUCUCAUGAUAAACUUAACCCUACUUUUUCCUUUACCACAACCAGCCAGCCAGUUAAUCCAAACGCUAAAGCUCGUUUAAGUUCCUUUUUAGUAAAAAACCAAGAAUCCCAAGAACGUACACAAUCUUUGAAUAAUUUAAUAGAGAAACCACAAACUAAUUGCGAUCAGAGAUCAACUUUCUCAAAAUCCCAAGAAAUUUUUCGUGAAUUAACAAAAUCUCAAGAAAUUUUUAAAACAAAUAAAGAAAACCCUAUAAUUCCAGAAAAUCUCCCUAAAAAUAAACAGGAUUUAACAAAAGUAACCUCAAAAUCAAACAAAAUUAAUAAAACGCAAAUAAAUUCACAAGAAAAUUUCCUAGAAAACGAAAAUUCUUUAAAAAUUUUGGAAAAUUCUUUAAAAAUUUCCGAAAAUAUCGACAAUUCCCAAAAAUUUGCAAUGAAUUCUAACAAUGAAACCAAAAUUCAUUUAAAUAACAAAGAAUUUCAAGAAGAUUCAAAACAAUUAACAAAAAUUAACAAAAACCUAGAAAAUGUUUCUACAACAAGCACCCUAACAGAUUUUAACCCUCUGGCAACACUUGAUUAUCAAGUAAAUAACAGCAACACAAACUUGGCAGCAUUGUCUAAUGUAAAUAAACAAAUGAAAGAGAAUCUUUGUGAAACCAUACAAAUUGGGAAAAAUUUAACAGAAAUACAAUCUAAAAACACAAAUUUUAAAGAAAAUUCUUCAGAAUUAACAGAAGUAGAUUACAAAUUAAAAAAUUUAGAUAUACAUUUACCAAAAAAUCAAGAAAGUUUAAUGGAUUGCCAAAAUUUAACAAAAUCUUUGGAAAUUUCCAAAAAAUCCCAAGAAUUACUAAGUACUUUAAGCAAUUUGGAGGAAUCUAGAGAUUUGAAUGAAAAUUUAAACGAAAAUUUCUCUAAUUUCAUAGAUAAACUUAAAGAGUCUAUAGACAGAUUAGAAACGACUGAUAAAUUUGUGUUUGAAACCAAUAAAUCAGAUAAACAAUUUGAGAACUGUAAAAAAUCUGUAGAAUCGUUAGAUUUAACAUUUAAUGCAAAUUAUUUAACAGAUAUUGAAUUGAAAAUUAAAGAAAAUUAUCCCGCCAGACAAAUAAAGAAGUUAAAUUUGAAUAAUAAAGAUAAAACUCCAGAUUCUUCCAUAUUGAAGGGAAAUAAUGAUAAUUUAAAAGAAGAUGCUAAAAAAUUAUCAGGAAAUGAGACCUAUAAGACUCUAGAAGUUCUAGAUACUUUAGAGAAUUCAUUGGAGAAUUCAGCAAAUCUUUCAUUAAAAGAAGAAUCAAUUUCUAAACAGAAUGCUUCUCAAACUUUUACACCAAAAUCCGAAAUUGAAAACGAAAUUUCCCAGAUUUUAAUGAAUUCUUCCACUCCAAAAGAGUUUAAAUCAAAAUCUGUUAACCAUAUAGAUUUAAUCGAUGAAAAUCUAACACAAAAUUCUUUGGAAUUUACUCAAUCUCUUAAUAAUUUACAAACCCUGGAAAUUAACGAAUAUUUAGCAAAAGAUUUCGCAAAUUCUGUUAAUAACAUAGAAUGUUUUCCCGUUAAUUCGAAUUCUGUUAAUAACAUUGAGUCUUUAGAUUAUAGCAAAGACUUAACGGUUGUUUAUAUAGAUGAUUGUGAAUAUUUAUAUCAAAAUCAUACCAAAUCUUUAGAAAAUUUUAAAGAAACUAAAGAUUUUCCAAGAAAUGAAACUAAAUCAUUAGAAAAUUUCAAAACUGAAGCGUUAAUUUUUGAAAAUAUUGAGGAAACUAAUGAAAAUAUAGAAACUGCAAAUAAUUUUAAUAAAAAUCCACAAACUAAGCAGUCAAUGGUAACUCUAGACGAUUUUAACUGUAUGGCAUCUCCUGAAAUAGAAAUGAGUAUCAGCAACACAAACUUGGCAGCAUUGUCUAAUGAAAACAAAGAAAUAACAGAAAAAUUUACAGAUUCUUCAAUAAAAAACAAAACUCCUGACAAUUCCCUAGAUUCCUCAGCAGAGGAGCAAAUAAAAAGUGAAUAUGAUUUAGAAAAUAUUGAAAAUUUAACACCAGCUAGGUUUGAAUCUAAAAGCGUUCAAUUAAAACCCCUGCACGCUAUAUCUUUAGAUUCUUUGGAAGCCGAUGAAACUAACGAACAAACGAUUUGUGUGGAAUUAGAUGAAGGUGAAGUUUCUUCUAUAGUUAUACAAGAUGUCGAUAUAGAACUUGAGGGCUGUUCACCUUAUGAUUUUAAUUCCCUGUUACAUUUAAAGAAAUCCAAAACUUCCUAUUGUUUACAACAAUUAGAGAAAUCCUUUUCCGAAGAAUCACAAAGUCUAGACAGUACUUUAGGUAAUGAAGAGUUUAACUAUAUAACAGCCUGUAAUACUUUGCCCUCUAAAUGGUCUUUUAAACCGGCUGAAAUCGUUCCAUCUCCUUUAGCCACUAAGCAAAAAAUAGCGCCCAAAAAACCCAAAACUUUGCGCGUUAAAACCACAGAAAAAUUACUAAAUUUUACCUCCAUGGCCUCGCAUAAUGUCUCCACAUAUGCCUCUUUUCGUAAAUCGAAAAAUUUCUAUAAAAAUGCCUCCAAAUCUUUUAAGAAUUCAUUGAAAUUCUAUGAAACUUUUAGUGAAUCGAACUCUUGUACCCAAACCUGUCCCUUAAGUCCGGUAAAAAGAUCUCUCAGCUUGCCCGAGAAUCAAAUAAAAAUGGCGGAAAUUAAUAGGAAACUAUUUGCCAAAACGGGUAAAAUAAAAAUGAAGUUGAGAAAUUCCAAUGAAUGGCAAUCGGCCACCGAAAAAUCUCAAUCAUUUGAUUUUUUUGAUAAGGUGGGUGAUCAAAAUGGGAAGCUAGGUAAACGGGGAAGGAUAGGAGAUAUUGCCGAUUUAGAAAAGAUAGAAAAUUUUAUGGAGUUUUUUAAAGAAACUGCCAAAUUGAAAGAAAUUUUAGAUAGUAAAGAGAGUUUGGUAAAUCACGACCCUAAUGAAGCGGAGGUUCCAAAUGCAACAUUAGAAAAUGAAAAUUUGGAAGCUACUUCUUGCAAAGAUUCGAAUAUGGAACCUGAAAUAUUAUUAUCCGAAAAAUCUCUUAAAUUAAAACCACUAUAUAAGGAAGCAACUUUCAAUACAAGUCCCCAACCUUUUGAAGUCAACUAUGAGAUCACCACGUUUGUGGGAGCAGAAGAGAGAGAACUGGAAGAAAUCUCUUCUUUGAGUGAUUUAAAGGCCCCGGGAGAGUUUCAUUGCGAGUCAAACUCAGACUUAAACAAAUCUACCCAAAUAAGUUCUAAAAUAACUUCUGUUAGUUCCCUAGAAUCAGAAGAAACCACUUCUUUGGAUAAGUUAAAGGACCCUGGGGAUCUAACAUCAGAUUUUAACAAAACUCUUGAGACUGCUGAAGAAUCGUUUACAAAUUCUGAAACUUUGAAGGAAAGUUGUUGUUUCGAAAAAAAUGAAACUUUUUUUGCUAAUGAUGUUGAUAAUAAAGAGGGAACUUCCACUACUUUAGCAGCAUCUAUUGGAACUCAAACGGGAUGUUUGGAGGAAAAAUGUUCCUCUAAAAUCCAAACAGUUACAACUUUUUCGGUUAAUGCUUCCUAUCUUAAAGAAAAAGCUGCCUUUUCCACAAAAUUGAGCAACUCAGAAAGUUUAAAUACGAGCGUUAGUAAUGCCAGCCAAGGUUCCCCUUUAAUUCCCACAACAUCCGGGAAAAAUACACAUAAUCCCAAGCCAGAAUCGCACGCUAAUAGUUCGGAAAUUUCUGCUGCUAUUAAGCAAAGAAUUUUAAGGACCAAUAGACUAAGAGCAAAUGCAACAUGCGAAACUGAUGCCGACGAAAUUUCUCAGCGAUUUGCGAAAAAAUCUGGUAGCAAUGUUGCCCUAAAAGUGGAAAAUUUUAAUAAAAAUUCGGUAAAUUCCCAAAAAUUCGAAAAAUUUAAUGAAAAUACUCUUAAGUAUAGUUCCUUAACAAAUGAAUAUAAAAAUGGCAACGCUUCCUUUGAAUUCCCAGAGAAUUCUUUAAAAUCUCUUCAAAAUUCCCAACAUUCAAAAUCGCUGGAAAACAUUAAAAUUUCAGAAAAUUUAUUAAAUUCCCCAGAAAUUUUAGGUGAAAAAAUAGAAACUGGUUUUAGAAAUUAUGCUCAAGCAAACCCUGUUAAUCGUAACGAAUUCCCUAAUGCAACAUUAAAAUCCCCAAUUUCUCCAGUUUCUAAAAAUUUAACAAGUUUCGUGGAAACUUUUGUUACAAAUGUCGAUACAUCUUCCAUUGAUUCUUUAAAUAUUGAUUCCCAAACAUUUGCUGAUAGUUCCCUAAAAACUUUUACAAAAUCUCCUCAAAAUACCCAAACUUAUGGAAAUUUGGAUAAUAUCCUAAAAGAAUCUGUUGAAAAUAUUGAAAUAAAUGAUUCUCCAGGAUUAUCUGCACCUUCCCCGGAAUUCCCACAUAUUAUUACAAAAUCUCCUCAGAAUUCCCAAAAUUGUGAAUAUUUUUCGAAUUUACAUGAAAAUUCUUUGGAAAACAAAGAAUUUUGUUCUAAAAAUAAUUCAUUGAUAGUUAAUGCUUUACAAUUCCCAAAACCUUUUUCAAAAUCUCCUCAAAAUUUCCAAAUUUCGGAAAAUAUUUCAAAUUUGCCGGAAAUUUCGUUUAAAAAAGUUAAAAUUUCUUCUAAAAGUGAUGAUUUUGAUGUCAAUUCCUUAAAUGCUCCUAAAAAAUCAACUUCUAUUAAUUCUCCAAAAUCCCCUCAGAAUUCCCAAAACUGUGAGAAUUCUUUGAAUAUCCCAAAAAUUCCGUUAAAAAAAACUGAAAUUUCUUCUACAAAUAACACUUUUAUAACUAAUGCCUUCGAAUUCCCAAAAAUUUCUUCGAAAUCCCCCAAAAAAUCCCAAAUUUCUGAAAAUAUUUCAAAUUUACCGGAAAUUUCGUUUAAAAAAGUUACAACUUCUUCUGCAAGUGAUAAUUUUAAUGUUUGUCCUUCGAAAUUUCCAAAAUCUGCUUAUAAUACUGAAAACUAUGUUAAUUCUAUUACAAAAUUUCCUCAAAAUUCCCAAAACUGUGGCAAUUUUUCAAAUAUUCCAGAAAUUCCGUUUAAAAAACAAGAAAAUUCUUCCAAAAGUGAUAGUUUUAUUUAUAAUUCUUUGGAAUUCCCAAAACUCCCUUCAAAAUCCCGUCGUAAUUCCCAAAUUUCUGCAAAUUAUUCGAAUUCUAACGCAAUUUCUGCGACAAAAGCUCAAACUUGCUCUACAAAUGUUCCUUUUAUGGCUAAUUCUUUGGAAUAUUCAAAAUCCUCUUCGAAAAGCCCUCAUAAUUCCCAAUUUUCUGGCAACUAUUCCUAUUCUUCUGUAAUUUCUGCGAAAUCUUCCCAAAGUUGUGAAAACUUAACUAAUUUUCCUCAAUUUUCGAAGAAUUUAACGAAAUCUUCAGGAAAUUCUCAAAAUUUCUGUAAUUUUCCUGUAAUUGUUAACGAAUCCUCUUUAGUUUUUCGAGAUUCCAAGGAAUCUUCGAUAUCCCAAAACUUGCCAAUAUUUUCUAUAGCAAAUAAUGAAAAAAUUUCGGUUACAAGUUUUAACACAUUGCCGACUCCAUUCUAUGGAGACGUUUUUAAAAAUUCUCAUAAAUUUGUUACGGAUUCUUGCACGAAAGAGAAUUUAACAAAUUCAAUCCAAACGAUUACUGAUUUUCAUAAAUCUGCCCUUAAAACUAACAAAAUUGCGCAGGGUUCACAAUCAUAUGGAAAUUCCGAACAGAUUAUAUCCGCUAAAGCUUUGAAUACUCUUUAUAAGGCUUCCUUAACUUCUUUAGAAGAGGAUACUACUUCAACUUAUUUAGGUUAUAACCAUUCCUUUAAUUAUCCCACUCCUCAGUUUCUGAGCAAAUCACAUUUAAAUUUAAAAACAAAAUUUUCUAUUACACCAACUACUACAACAAAAACAACAACACCUACACCUUUUACAAUGGUUAAGGACUUAAAAGAAACUACUACAACAGAAAUUGCUACUACUUUUACUGCAACUACUACUACUACUACUAAUUUUCCAACUAAGGUGGUGGCAUUAAGUAAUUUAAAACCAACAAAUAUUUCUUAUGCAAAUUCUUCUUUCUCUUCUUCUUCUUUACGUUACACAAAUAAAGCAAAAUAUCAACAAAAUACCACGACUACAACCACAACGACAGCGACAACUUUUACUCCAGCUCCACCUUUAAAAGUACAAGCAACAACUGCAACAACAACAACUAUAAAAAAUCCUCCUAAAGUUUUACCACGACGUUUAUAUAAUAAUAAUAAUGCACCCAAACUGGCAAAAACAACUAUGAUUUCCUACUCCUCUAAUUCUACUAUUACUUCCUCCUCCAUCACCACCAACACCACUUGUUUUAAAACUACUUCAACUACUACUACUACUCCUUCAACUUGUAAUGCUCCUCUACGUAGACGUAUACCUGGCAAUACGCUGUAUUAUGUUUGAAUAACUUCUACUAGUUCUACUACUACUGCUCUUCUAAACUUUGUCUAUUUCUCUUACAUUCGCUCUUUUGUAAAUGAGUGUGUUUUCUUAGUAUUUUACUACCAACAACCACCACCACCUUCUUCUUCUUAUUACUACUAUUAUACUUCUACUACUCUUCUACUCCACUUUUUACUAAAUGUUAUUUAAACAUCCCAACUCGUAACAUGCUAAAAAAAAUUAUACAAAUUAAAAUUAAAAAUUUGUUUAAUUGAAAACAAAAAAACGAUGCUAGUGUGCCUAAAGCAAAACAAACAUAAAAAAACAUUUCUACUUAAAAACUCCAAAUAAUAUUUGAAAAAUAAAAUUGAAUUAAAAAAAAUAUACACCAAACAAAAUUCAUAUGCCAAAACCAUAAACAUUUUUAAACAACAAUCAUAUUUAACAUUUAAAAAAAAAAAACCGGCCAAAACACAGCAGUUCUAUUCUACUACCUACUCCCUAAAAAAAUAGUGGUAUUAAGAGUGUUAUUUUCUUAAAUUUAUACAAAAAAAAUUUUUGCUCAAUUUAUUUGUUUUUUUAAUAUUUAUUUAUAUAUAUAUUUGUAUUUAUCCAUAUAAUUAUAACAAAAAAUAAAAACAUUUUCAUUAAAAUCUAAACAAAUCGUUUAAAAAAACAUAAUCCAUAUUUAAGGUUCAGCACCACUUGGUUUCUACACGCCUCUAAAAGCACCCAUUGAUAGACUAUUUCAAUUGGGCGUAACACGAGCACCUUCACUAAUCAGCAAUGAUUCACCCACAGAACCCAAUGCAGCAGCAAAUGGUAGACUUUUUAAUGGUAUUUGUGAUGGCGAUGGUAGUUUGGUGGGUUUGGGCGGUAAUGGCAGUAUUGUAGGCAUUUCAGAUGGUCUUAUAACCGAUGAUAUGGAUA
Molecule: messenger RNA, 8685 nt
Organism: Lucilia sericata (common green bottle fly)
Lineage: Eukaryota; Metazoa; Arthropoda; Insecta; Diptera; Calliphoridae
Product: serine-rich adhesin for platelets-like
Exons: 6
Coding region: 331-7776 (2481 amino acids)
Source: RefSeq, a predicted model, not a curated record